Mugil cephalus (flathead mullet) is the source of this 3714-nucleotide messenger RNA. It is a transcript of the gene pld7, whose product is annotated as phospholipase D family, member 7. The record is from RefSeq and is a predicted model, not a curated record. Gene Ontology annotation, molecular function: catalytic activity. The coding region runs from base 336 to 2945 and encodes 869 amino acids. The transcript has 12 exons. Lineage: Eukaryota; Metazoa; Chordata; Actinopteri; Mugiliformes; Mugilidae.
AUUGUGUGGCCUGCGUAACGUCUGAUGGGCGCGGCCACCGUUUGGAUUCCAACCGCCAAUCAGCGAGUCCAGGAAACCGCGGUCUCUUCAAUUCGUUGUUUACUUGUCCAUUGAACGCAUGAUUCAAAACCUCAUUAAACGCACGGGUUGUUUAUACUGUACAUCACCGCGAAUCGUGGUUUUAAUGUUUUUUUUUAUUAUUAUUAUUAUUUUUUGGGUUUUGUCUAUAUCACAGCUCUACAUUAGCCGUGGGCCACAGCAGCAGCAGCAGACAAACGUGUCCGUGUUAUUGCUGUUUACGUUGUUAGCCUGGUGUCAUUAAAACUCCUCCAAAGAUGCCGAUGCUUCUGCGGUCCCGAAGAUCCCUUGCACCCGGCCGGGCCCCCGAGGUGGAGUUACCGGAGCCUGCGAAACGGAGGAGGUCGAUGCGCCUGCGGCGGAGAGUCGUGUACGAGGACUCCGAUGAGUCAGACUCCGAGAGCGUCCAGAGACCAGCGAUGGAGAGACACCUGAGUCCGCCGGCCGAGCUGCAGGAGGAGGCUGCUGGGGAUGCAGACUUGACGGAUUUGCAAGAUUGUAGUGUUGUGCUGGACCGCCUCCAGGUCGAAGACAAGGCUCUAAGCAAAGAACUCGAGGAGAAAGACGACAUGAAGCGCAGAAGUGGGAAAUCCAUCUCCCGAAUCCCUACUUUCCACAAACGACCCACCAACGUCGGCCAGACACCGGAGCCGCCCGUCCCCAAGAAAGACAGCCCCGUCCAAGCGGCUCCGCCUCCCGAGAAAGCUGAGAGCGGUGGUGUGGAGGCUCCGAGGCUUAAACCGCUGGAAGCCAGAGAAACCACCCUCCCCCACCCGUCGGUCCACGUCCCCAAACUUGGCUUUGAACCUCCCGCUGUGUUCGGCAGCACAGAACAAGCUGCUGCUGCUGCUGCGGAUGACGCCUCCAUAAUUGCUUCUCCGUGGAGCUGGAGUUUAUCCGAGUCUCUGCUGCAGUCCCCUUCUAUGACUGCAAGCCCCAGGCCUGCCCUCAGACCGAAGCAAGACAAGAGCAGAACCGCAGAAACUGAAGCUGCAACCACACCAGAUGGCCUCCUUCCAAGCGUGGGUUCCCUCGGCCAGAAGCCGCUGGAGGACGCAGCGGAGAAGUGCGGCGCUAGCAUUAAAGGUAGGUUUACCCCCACUGCCUCUGGAGACAAUGACAAGUCUGCAGAGGCCUUCCCCACAGCUGUAGUCAGCCAGGUGGAAGAUAUUAUGGACGAAGAACCACCGUGGGAGAAGGAGCCCGUGAACGUGGCUGGAUUAAAGGGGAGUGUUCCUUCAUCAGAUGCUGAAUCUGAAGCAGAUUUGCCGGAAGAGAAAUCUGAGGGCAGUGUUUUAUGGGACGCUACGGAGAUCCGCGAACCACCAAUAAACCGGUCAGAGUUUCCAGAUGUGGCAGAGAAAACAGCUAAUGUUGAUGAAUCUACUUCCACUGUAGCGCCAGAGAAGCAAGCCGAGGCGAGCUCGAGCAGUCCCACCAAGGGGUCGGGAUGCUGCAGUUUUGCCCUCCUUGUGUUCCUGCCCACCACCCUGCUGCUUCUCGGAGGCUUCGGUCAGCACGUCUGGCACUACGGGCUUCCCACGUCUGUGGCUCAGCUUACGGCUCAGCUCGAGCUGCACUGGCUGGAGGGAGUUGGUUUAGUACCAGAGCCUUGUAGCACAGACUGUCGAGUGCAUCUGGUGGAGAGCAUCCCCGUCGGCCUCUACGAGUCUUCCCCUCGGCCCAGAAAGAGCAUCGCAGACAGCUGGCUGCAUCUCCUGCACAAUGCCAACAGUUCUGUCCACAUCGCGGCUUUCUACUUCACACUGCGGGGCAGCGAUUUGGAGUUUGCGGACUCCUCCGACUCUCAGGGAAGAAAGGUCUUUGAGCAUCUGAAGCAGCUCGAAUCCAAAGGUGUAAAACUCCAAAUUGCCGUCAACUCGCCCCAGACCUCGACUCAAGACACGGCGGCGCUGGCUUCUACAGGCGCAGAGGUCAGGGAGGUGGACCUCAAGGCUGUAACUGGAGGCAUCGUCCACACCAAGCUGUGGGUGGUUGACCAGAAGCACUUCUACGUGGGCAGUGCUAACAUGGACUGGCGCUCUCUGAGCCAGGUGAAGGAGGUGGGUCUGUCAGUGGAGAACUGCAGCUGCCUGGCUCAGGACGCCGAUCGGAUAUUCGGCGUGUACUGGAGCCUCAGUGGUUCGAACAACGGCUCCCUCCCACCGUACUGGCCUGCUCGACUCUCCGCCCUGUCCAGCUCCGAGAACCCCCUGCGUCUGAAGUUCAACGGCGUCCCCGCUCGGGUCUACCUUUCCAGCGCCCCUCCUCAGAUCUCAGCCCGCGGCCGCUCCGACGACCUCUCCACCAUCUUGUCCGUCAUCAACGACGCCCAGAAGUUCGUUUACAUCUCCGUCAUGGACUACCUUCCGACGUCUGAGUUCACAGAGCCGCUCAGGUUGUGGCCGGCCAUCGACUCGGUCCUUCGUUCUGCAGCGUGCACCAGGGGGGUGCAGGUCAGGCUGAUGGUCAGCUGCUGGCAGCACUCGCCCGCCUCCAUGUUCGUCUUCCUGCAGUCCCUGCAGGUCCUCAACAGACACCCUCUGAAAUGUGACAUUGACGUGAAAGUCUUUACGGUGCCUUCGACAGCAGAGCAGAUGAAGAUCCCUUUUGCACGGGUCAACCACGCCAAGUACAUGGUUACAGACAGAGUGGUCUAUAUAGGGACGUCCAACUGGUCAGAGAACUACUUCACCCAGACGGCCGGCGUGGGCUUGGUGGUGAACCAGACGGGCUCCGCGGUGGAACAGGGCCAGCAGACUCUGCAGAACCAAGCGGAGGACCUCUUCCUCAGAGACUGGAGGUCCACGUACGCCAGCACUCUCCCCGUGGACGACGCGGACGUCUGUCCUCACAGACCACACUAAAGUUUAGCCUCUCAAUAAAGCGCGCUGCAUUGUAGAUGAGCGUCUCGCUACUUCCCGUCACUUGAACUUAAUUUGACCGAUGUGGAACCAGCUUGCACUUAUAUCGCUGUUAAUGACCAGCUGCCUUUUUUUCUGUAUAUAAUUGCAUUUUCAUAUUAUUUUUAUACUCUUUGCUGCCCUAUACACAUAGGUCAAGGUGCAGGGGAACUCGCUUUGUACAAUUUAUUUCAUGCCUGGAGCAUUUUGUAUAUUUUCCUCCGAAAAUGUAGAAGCUUUAAAAGGCUCCUGCGGGAAGUAAGACCCUUCCAAGGUUGUGCUCACACCAUGGCUAUGUUUACACUGCUGAAGCUAUCAGCUGCUAAUGAUUGUAUGAUUGUGUGUAAUUAAACUACUUGAUCUCAUGUCGGUCCUGCAGGACCCACUUGCCGCUGUCAGCUGUCUCGUAGGGUUUGAAUGUGUACGACUGAACAAACGCGCAAACUCGCUUGGUUAAAGGUUUUGUUUGGAUUUGAAAGAAACAUUCCCCGUCUGCUUUUAGAUUUACUGUAUCGUCUGUUACUGUAUCAUUCCCGUCGCUGAUCCUUCACCGGGAUUAUCUGUUUGUUGUGUGUAUGGGACCCUCCUCCUGUCGUCAGCGGACGCGUUGUGUCAUGUUAAACUGUUGCACUGUUGAGAAAAAAAACACCUCCUCCCUGUCGAUGGACCAAGAAUCAUUCAUCUCUUACAAACUGAGCAGUUCACGUGCCAAUAAAACCUGCUCCCUACCUGG